This is a messenger RNA of Jatropha curcas, 753 nucleotides long. Lineage: Eukaryota; Viridiplantae; Streptophyta; Magnoliopsida; Malpighiales; Euphorbiaceae. The record is from RefSeq and is a predicted model, not a curated record.
AUGGCAGCCACCAUGAAACAAAUAGUGGCAAAAUCAAUCAAAUUAGCUGAAGAAGUUAUAGUAUCUACAAAGGGUGUAAGGGUCUUCAAGGAUGAGUGCUAUGAGAUCAAGUCCAACACUCGUAAGCUCGCAGCAAUUCUUCACGAAAUGGUGGCUCAAGCAUCCUGUAAAUUCUAUGAUCGUCCAGCGCGUAUAAUCAUUGACGAGACUGAACAAAGUAGUGCAGGCCAAUUGCAGUUUUCUGUAACAGAUGUUUCUUGGCUCCAUCGCUUAUUAUUUUCCAGCGACGAUCAUCUAGGUAUACAAUUAUCUCUCCCUCCAAUUGCCUCUAAUAACCCACUCCUUGCUUGGAUAUGGGCAGAUAUUGGUGCACUAUAUAAUGGUUCAAUAGAUGGUAAGCAUGAGGCUGCAAAUAAGCUCCUUUCGCUUUCACAAGAUUGCGAUUUGAAUAAAAAGUCGAUCAUACAGGAAGCAGGGCUUGUUCCAUUGUUGAAGUUGCUGAAAGAAGGUAGGAUAGAAGCACAAGUCAUAGCUGCAAAAGUAAUUGGGACUCUAGGCUUUGACUCAGAAAGCGUUCAACGCAUUAUCGAUGCUGGUGCCUGUUUGGUGUUUGUGAAAAUCCUCAAAGAAGGUUCUAUGAAAGUUCAAACUGAGGUGUCCUGGACUAUAUCAAAUCUUGCGGCUAAAUACCCGACAUGCCAAGGUAUUUUUGGCCAGAGUAAUGCCAAGGUAUUUUUGGCCAGAGUAAUGUAG